Messenger RNA from Echinops telfairi (small Madagascar hedgehog), 2763 nucleotides. RefSeq names its product RAD50 interactor 1 (gene RINT1). The transcript has 15 exons. Gene Ontology annotation, biological process: retrograde vesicle-mediated transport, Golgi to endoplasmic reticulum; endoplasmic reticulum to Golgi vesicle-mediated transport; regulation of ER to Golgi vesicle-mediated transport. Gene Ontology annotation, cellular component: Dsl1/NZR complex. The record is from RefSeq and is a predicted model, not a curated record. The coding region runs from base 103 to 2457 and encodes 784 amino acids. Lineage: Eukaryota; Metazoa; Chordata; Mammalia; Afrosoricida; Tenrecidae.
CGUAGCUGCCAAGCUGACAGUGUCUCUGUCAUCGCCGGUGGCUGCAGAACUACACAAGCCACGCUGGCUGCUCAUGGAGCUGAGGACGCGCGCACGGGCGGGAUGUUGCCGGCAGGCGAGUGCUUCCAUGAAACUGGUGACGAAAAGAAGACUAUCCAAGAAAAAAGUCACAUGAACAUGGCUGCUCUUGUUGGAAGUGAUCAAGUCUCUGAAAGUACAGAUAAAGAUGACCUCUCUCUCUACGUGUCUGCGUUCAUAGAAAAGGAAGUUGGAAAUGACCUUCAAUCUCUAAAGAAACUUGAUAAACUCAUAGAGCAGAUGACAGAAAGUAAAAUGCAGUUAGAAGAGCAGGUACUUACAAUUUCCUCAGAAAUCCCUAAAAGAAUUCAGAGUGCCUUGAAAAAUGCUGAUGAAUCAAAGCAAUCCCUUAAUCGGCUUCUGGAGCAGGAGGCCACCCUCUCCAGUUCCAUCAGCAGCCACCUGCAGGCUGCCCAGCCCUGGAUGGAUGACCUCAGGACCAUGAUUACCCAGAUCGAAGAGAUCGAGCGGCAUCUGGCUUACCUGAAGUGGAUCUCACAGAUUGAAGAGCUGAGUGAUAACAUCCAGCAAUAUCUGAUGACCAACAAUGUCCCAGAGGCGGCCUCUACUCUGGUGUCUAUGGCAGAACUGGACAGGAAGCUCCAGGACUCGUCCUGCACUCACCUUCUCGGCUUCGUGAGAGCCACCGUGAAGUUCUGGCACAAAAUUCUCAAGGACAAGCUCACCAGUGACUUUGAGGAAAUAUUAGCACAGCUUCACUGGCCGUUCAUUGGACCGCCUCAUUCUCAAGCUGUUGGCUUAAGUCGACCAGCUACUGCCCCUGAGACGUACACUAACCUGGAGACACUGUUCUGUCAGCUUCUGAAACUGCACACCUCAGAUGAACUGCUUAAUGAGCCUAAACAGCUCCCGGAAAAGUACUCUCUGCCCGCCGCCUCCUCUGUCAUCCUGCCCAUCCAGGUUAUGCUGACUCCUCUUCAGAAGAGGUUCAGGUAUCACUUCAGAGGGAACCGGCAGACCAAUGUCAUAAGCAAGCCUGAGUGGUACCUGGCUCAAGUCCUUAUGUGGAUUGCAAAUCACACUGAAUUUUUGGAUGAGAAGAUUCAGCCGAUAUUAGACAAAGCUGGUUCUUUGGUGAAUGCGAGGCUGGAAUUCUCUCGGGGCCUCGUGAUGCUGGUUCUUGAGAAGUUAGGUGCUGACAUCCCUUGCCUGCUCUAUGAUGACAACCUCUUUUGUCACUUGGUGGAUGAGGUGCUUCUCUUUGAAAGGGAGCUACACAGUGCCCACGGCUACCCGGGCACGUUUGCUAACUGUAUGCACAUUCUGUCGGAGGAAACCUGCUUUCAGAGGUGGUUGACUGUGGAGAGAAAAUUUGCUCUUCAAAAAAUGGAUUCAAUGCUUUCAUCAGAAGCUGCCUGGGUGUCCCAGUAUAAGGACAUCACUGAUGUGGACGAAAUGAAAGUUCCAGACUGUGCCGAAACUUUUAUGACUCUCCUCUUGGUUAUAACUGACAGGUAUAAAAAUCUUCCCUCAGCUUCCCGAAAGCUGCAGUUCCUGGAGUUACAGAAGGACUUGGUAGAUGACUUUAGGAUACGAUUAACUCAGGUGAUGAAAGAAGAGACGAGAGCAUCCCUUGGCUUUCGGUACUGUGCGAUUCUCAAUGCUGUGAACUACAUCUCAACGGUGCUUGCAGACUGGGCAGACAAUGUGUUCUUUCUGCAGCUUCAGCAAGCAGCACUGGAGGUCUUUGCAGAGAAUAAUACACUCAGUAAACUGCAGCUGGGACAACUAGCCUCAAUGGAGAGCUCCGUCUUUGAUGAUAUGAUCAACCUUUUAGAGCGUUUAAAACAUGACAUGCUGACCCGUCAAGUAGGCCACGUUUUUAGAGAAGUUAAGGAUGCUGCUAAGUUGUAUAAAAAAGACAGAUGGUUGUCUCUGCCGUCUCAGUCGGAGCAGGCAGUCAUGUCCCUGUCCAGCUCAGCGUGCCCCUUGCUGCUCACGCUGCGAGACCGCUUACUUCAACUGGAGCAGCAGCUGUGCUUCUCCCUGUUUAAAGUGUUCUGGCAAAUGCUUGUGGAGAAGCUGGAUGUAUAUAUCUACCAAGAAAUCAUUCUUGCUAAUCACUUCAAUGAAGGAGGUGCAGCCCAGCUGCAGUUUGAUAUGGCUCGGAAUCUUUUCCCUUUGUUUUCUCACUAUUGCAAGAGGCCUGAAAAUUAUUUCAAGCAUGUAAAAGAAGCUUGUAUUGUCUUGAAUUUGAACAUUGGUUCUGCCCUCCUUCUGAAAGAUGUACUACAAUCAGCAUCUGAGCAACCUCCUGCCACAGCGGCAUUAAAUGAAAUUGGAAUUUACAAACUGGCUCAACAAGAUGUUGAGAUUCUACUUAAUUUGAGAACAAACUGGCCUAAUACUGGAAAGUAAUACAAGACUUUCAAGAAGCACUUUUUAGCUUUUUUUUUUUAAUAAGAGGAAGCCAGUUGGAUAUGAUACUCUGUAUCAAUGAGACUGGACAACUGAAAACUUGAUUGACUCAUUUAAUUAUUGGAAUGCAGACUUUAGGUGGCAGUGAAUGAUGAUAUUAAAUCUUGAAACCGCCUGUCCCUAAGAAAACAAAAACAUAAUAUUCAGAAAUGAUGAAAACUUAGUAAUCCCACUUACCAAAAAAAAGUUUGUGUGUCUGUUGGAAAAGAUACAAGAGCAUUGCUAAUAAAGGAAGACCAACUUUCA